AUGUUGUUCACCAAGCAAAACGUGGCAGCCGCCCUCGUGGUGCUCGCCGAGGGAACUCAGGCUCGAAGCUUCCGGGUCUUCCCCCGCCAGCAAGGCUACGGCUAUGCCAACGAUACUACUACCGUAGCCGGCUAUCCCACGCUCCCAACCUCCGAGACGACAUCCAGUGUUUUGGCCGUUUCUACCGGCACUUCUAGUGUCAGCACGACCUAUGUCACACCAUCGAGCUCGGCGGCCGGCAGCUCCUCCGCCGCCGCAGUUACCGGCAGCUCCUCCGCCGCCGCGGUCACCGGCAGCUCCUCCGCCGCCGCAGUCACCGGCAGUUCUUCUGCCGCCGCGGUCACCAGUGCAUCGGUCCCAGUCGUGGCCUCAAGCUCUGCAAUCCCCUCCUUCCCGAACACAACGACUACCGCUGGAACGGGAGCUGUGACCGGAGGAGCUAGCCUGACCACCUUGACCAUCUCCGCAACUUCCAUUGCCACCGUCAUCUCUUGCGCCCCCACUGUCACCAACUGCCCCGCCGCCUCGGAGACAGCCGCUAUCUCUUCGCUCAGCGACGCUGUUUCAACCGUAUUGGUCACCAGCACGUUCGACUUGACCACCACUGUCUGCCCCGUCAGCGAUGUCCCGCACAUAUCUUCUUCGGCCUUGGCUUCUUACAGCUCCGCGCCAGUUCAGGCAACAACCACCCCCACAAGUGCUUCCGUCGGCGCCAGCUCGACCGAUGCUGUUAGUUUCACGGGUAGUGCUGGUCCCUCGGGCGUCGUUCCCUCAGGCAGUGCUGGUCCCUCGGGCGUCGUUCCCUCAGGCAGUGCUGGUCCCUCGGGUGUCUUCCCCUCGGGAUCUGCUAUCCCCUCCGGCGGUGCUAGUCCCUCGGGCGUCUUCCCCUCUGGCGGUGCUGGCCCCUCUGGUGUCUUCCCCUCCGGUGGCGCUGGUCCUUCGGGCGUUUUCCCCUCGGGCGGUGUCUUCCCUUCGGGCACUGCUGGAUCCUCGACUGUUGCUAUCGCCACUGGUCCCUCGGGUAGUGCUAUCCCCACCGGCCCCUCGGGUGGUGUAGCUCCCUCGGGCAGUGCUGGAUCCUCGACUGCUGCUAUCGCCACUGGUCCCUCGGGUAGUGCCAUCCCCACUGGUCCCUCUGGUGUCUUCCCCUCGGGCGGUGCUGGUCCCUCUGGUGUCUUUCCCACUGGCGGCGCUGGAGCUAGCGGAACAUCCGCUGUCGGCUGGAAUGCGACAGCAACCUACCCGGUUGUUGGUGGCUCAAGCGCAACAGAAGGAGUCACCACUACGUCUGCACAGGCAGUUUCUCCGGUCGUUUCCGUCAUCACCGUGACUGCCGGCCAGGGAUCCUCAGCCUCAGCUAUCACCAGCACCGUAACUUUCUCCGCUCCGGCGGGCGUUACCACUCCCGUCGUGUCAGUCGUGACCCAGACUAUUGGAACUGGCUCUGGCGCUACAGCAGUUACCAACACCGUCACCUUCACUGCUCCCAGCUAUGAAACGUCCUCGGUUUCUCCCGAGAUGACCACUGUCACCAUGGGAGGUGGCGCAAGCGGACCGGCCACCAUUGUGACCAUGACCGCCCCCAGCGCCAUUGGCCCUGCCCUGUCCACGGUAACUGAGACUGUCAGUGGUGGAAGCACGGUGACUGAGACCGUCGGUGCUGGAAGCACGGUGACCAAGACCGUCGGUGGUGGAAGCGCAGUUACUUCCACUGUCACCAGCGCCGUCACCUCCACUGUGAUCUCCGUUUCGACGGUUACCGCUACCCCAUCGGGCAUGUGCCCUUGUGCUCCUACGCCCCUGGGCAGGAACUAG
Anthostomella pinea is the source of this 1815-nucleotide messenger RNA. Lineage: Eukaryota; Fungi; Ascomycota; Sordariomycetes; Xylariales; Xylariaceae. The record is from the annotation of a GenBank genome assembly.